CCUCUCCCACGGUCUUCUCUCCCACGGUUGCUUCCAUCUCCAAGUCCCACCGAGGAGUUUCCAAAAAAGAAAAGUCCCACCGAGGAAGUGGGGUUGGAGACGACCAGCGCCACCGGAGGCGCCGCGCGGCGCGCCCUCGGACUCCUCGCCGGUGAGUGAGCAGUCUCUGCCACCGCUGCCCCCUCGUCGUCAUUGUCCUUGCCCCGUAUCAUUGGUGGAUUCGAUCUGGACCUCAAGCCCAGAUCCGGGCUAACCCUUCGCUCCUCGGACAAAAUGGAUCUUGCACCUCAGGGUUUGAUAACACAGCAACAAAAGGCAAAUGGUCGAAGGCCAGUUGGAAGCUCACAAAUUUGGACACGGUAUGGUGUUCUGCUUCCAAGCCAGCAGACUCGAAAGCUAAAAGAAUGGGUUCUGACUGAUGAGCAGCAACAGCUUGUUAAUGCUAGUGGUCUUGGACAUCUGGCACUUACCACCGGGUUUACCAUUGAUCGUGCUUUGCUUACAUCAUUUUGUGAAAGAUGGAACAAUGAAACAAAUACUGCACAUUUCAUGGGAUUUGAGAUGGCGCCAUCACUUCGUGAUGUUUCAUACAUUCUCGGCAUUCCAGUUACUGGUCAUGUGGUGACCGCAGAGCCAAUUGGUGAUGAAGCUGUGAAGCGGAUGUGCUUGCAUUAUUUAGGAGAGAGCCCUGGAAAUGGAGAGCAAUUGUGUGGCUUAAUUCGGUUGACUUGGUUGUAUAGGAAUUUCCAUCGACUGCCAGAAAAUCCGACCAUCAAUGACAUUGCAUAUAGCACCCGAGCUUACCUUCUAUACCUGGUUGGUUCCACCUUGUUUCCUGACACCAUGAGGGGAUUUGUAUCACCAAGAUAUCUACCACUGUUGGCAGAUUUUAGGAAGAUCCGUGAGUAUGCUUGGGGGGCUGCAGCUCUUGCUCAUUUGUACAGGGGAUUGUCUGUUGCAGUAACACCUAAUGCCACAACGCAGUUUCUUGGCAGUGCAACUUUGCUCAUGGCCUGGAUUUAUGAGUACCUUCCUAUUACUCAACCACAACAGAAGAACCAGAGCACUUUGCUGCCCCGGGCUUGUCGGUGGAACUUUGGAGGAGCAACACGUGGACAGAGGAAAAAAGUCAUGGAGUGGAGAAAAGUUUUUGAACAACUUCAAUUUUCUGAGGUCAAUUGGAACCCUUACAAGGACAUGAAUCCAGCAAUUGUUCCGGAAUAUUGCAUUGCAGCAGAUAACAUCUGCUUCUCUCGGACUUGGCUAAUCAGCUUUAACAUAAAGGAGGUGUAUGUGCCUGACAGGUUUGCUAGGCAGUUUGGAAGGGAACAAGGACGCCUCCAUGCCGUGCCAAUGUGGGCAAGAAGAACUUGGAGUAAGUGGAAAGACUGGAGGGCUGAGUAUGCUCGUGAGAUUGAGGAGUUUCAUCAAUUGGUUGGCUGCCGUUUCACCCCUCCUGUGGAAACCAAUAUCAACUCCCUUCCACUACAUGAGUCUAGUGCUGGACAGAAUGAUGCAGGAUGCAAUCUGAAUGACUCUCAUAAUUUUUCUAUGAUGGUUGAAGAUUUGAAAACUGAUCUCCCAGUAAUUGGUCGAUAUCUUGAUGGAAACUUGCUUCCUUCAGAGGUUGCAAGCUUCCUAGAGAGGGUGGGCACGAUGAUUAAGAGCUACUCCCCACCACAGAGCAGCCGAAGGAAAGAUCGAGUAGCUCAUGGCCACACUGGCCCAAUCAAGUCAAAGAACCCAAGGAAAAGAGGGAAACCUUCACUCUUUCAAGGUCCUAUAAGUCCUCAUCAGUACCCAGGCACCCUGGUACCUUAUCAGGCUAGCAAGUGUAGCAUGGUGUUUGGUGGCACCGUUCCUCUACUAAAUGGGGAUGAAGCACUCAAGGAACAAGAGGCCAUGGAUCCCUGGCAGAUCACCCAGUCUCAUUUGACAAUGACCACAUCUUCUUCAUCUCUAGACUCAAGCUCACCAGAAUCAAUGAAGCGAAGCCGGGAAGGUGGGGAUGAAAUUCAAAUCCCAAGGGACACUGAUUGCCUCCGAAGAAGUGGAAGGCUCUGUGUGCAACUGAAAAUGUUCAAGCACAGAGAUGGAGCGGGUGCCGAGGCAGCUAAUCCGGUUUUCCUCUGAUGAAGACAAACGUUUCUCGGUCUUCUUACUGUACAAAGUAGCUAAGAAACUUGGAUCGUUUGCUGCACUGCUGACAGUUAGCUGGCCACCAGGAUAUUGCUGUCUGUGCAAUUUGCGAGGAUUUUCCUGUGUUUAUAUAUCGCAUCCUGUAUGACCAAUGGCAGACGCCACAGACUUAGGCCUUGUUUAGUUUGAGAAAAAUUUUGGAUUUCGCUACUGUAGCA
This is a messenger RNA of Sorghum bicolor (sorghum), 2357 nucleotides long. RefSeq names its product protein MAIN-LIKE 1. Gene Ontology annotation, biological process: meristem maintenance; meristem development. The record is from RefSeq and is a predicted model, not a curated record. NCBI's taxonomy places the organism in Eukaryota, Viridiplantae, Streptophyta, Magnoliopsida, Poales, Poaceae. The transcript is spliced from 6 exons. The coding region runs from base 274 to 2133 and encodes 619 amino acids.